CACCAACGCAGCGCAUCAGUCCCUGAUAUUCCACCAAUUUCGGUACCCACCGCUUGACACCUAGCUGCGAGCAUGCAAUAGCUCCAUCAAAUACCUGGUGCCCUGGAGUACCUACUUGACAACUUUUAAGCGUGUGGUACAAAAGCGAUCAUCAUUGCAUACAGUGUAUCAACAACUACUUGAGAGCUUCACCUCCCCUCGGCUGUGGCGGGCCCGAGCUUCGGUGCUUACAAUACACGAAUGAGCAGCCUCCGAGCUCCAUCUCUCCGACGGCCUUCUUCGCAAGCUUAAGCCUGAGCAUCAAUUUGAGCACACAAGCCAAGAAUAGCCCAGUCUUGUUACCUCCUUUUGAACAUAUCCUUGCAGCCUUGCGUGACGUUCAUCUCACCUUGUCGUUAGUGCGUUUGAAAUCGGCACCCAAGUCUCACAGUCACGAUCCUGGAACUUUCCACUACAACUCGCCAUCUGUUACCAUGGCUGCACACGUUGAGGUCGUUUCGACCGAUCUCAGGCGGGUGAAGGUCAAGGUCACGCCGGGGACAUACCUCGUCGACGUCCUUGGCGAGGCUUGUAGGAAGCUGAACUUGGCGAGCGACAAGUACGAGCUCAAGCAUAAGCAAAAGCUCGUCGACCUGUCUGGCCCAUUCCGAACAUCGGGCCUGGGACCCGGAGCCAAGCUUGAGCUAGUGCAGAGAUCAAAGAGCGCAUCGGUGGUCUCUAUUGCCCUCGAUGUAAACGGCCAGCGAUAUACCAAGAAGCUUCCCAGCGAUAUGUCAUUAUGGAAGGUGAUGCGGCAGUUUGAGAGCACAGAGCAGGGCCUCAACAUCACGGGCAGGGGCGUGCCGGUAGGCACCAACAGCGGCCAGCUGUACCACGAAGCACCGGUUGUGAACAUCAUGGGCAGGGAGUAUUCGGCUAUAGCGGACCUGCAAAAGACGCUGUCACAGUGCGGCAUCAGUUCUGGCAGCAUCGUUCUCAGAGUAACGUUCAAACUUAGCGAGAGAACGCUCUAUGACGCCAUGCAAGAGAUUUCGCGAUAUUUCAACGACAUCGAACCGGAGCAGUCGAAGGGAGAGGAGAAAGAAGAGCCAACGACGGCUCCGGUCGCCGAGGAGCCCAAGGCAGAAGAUGCGCCUCCCAUGGAGAAACCAUCGGGGACUGGAGUCGCCGCCUCUGAGACCUCCAAGGAAGCAGCACCAAGUGGCCCAGCAGAAUCCAACACAGCAGGCCAGUCCAUGGAAGUCGAUGGGCCGUCAGCAGAGAACCAUACCCCGGUCGACCCCCUCCAACCAACCGGCGUCUUCUCCGCGCCCUCAUCCUCCACCCCGGCUGCCGCCCACAUCCACGAAGACGACUCCGUCUACGAACCCACCAUCGCCCACGCCCAGCUCCGCCAACUGCAGCUGCAGCAGCGAUCCCAAAAUACGCGUCUCAAAUCCGACGCCGAGCUCGCAGCCGAAGCGGUCGAGGAAGCCGCCAGGCUAGCGAAGAUCACCAGAGUUGAAGUCAAAGUCCGCUUCCCGGACCAGACCUCGGCCCUCUGGACCAUCGCGCCCGACUCGUCAGCCGCCUUCCUGUACCAAGCCAUCCGCAGCGUCAUGGCGCAUCCGACCCAGCCCUUCAAGCUCAUCCUCCCAGGAAACCCGAAAACGGUCAUACUCGAAGACGAGACGAAGAAGCUCAUCGCCGGGUAUCGGCUCAAGGGCCGCGAGUUGGUGAAUCUGUUGUGGGACGAUGGGGUGCCGGCCGCGGCGAGGAGAGAGCCGUUCCUGAAGGGCAGUGUUGCGAGUAAGGCGAGGGAGGUGGUGGUUCAGGCAGUUCCGCAGGGAAGUCCGGAGGAGGACAACGAGGUGGCGAAUGGAGCUGGCCCGUCGUCGUCAAAUCAGCAGAGCAGGGAGGACCGGGGGAGGGGUGGGGGAAGCGGGAUGGACUCGGAUGCGGUGAAGAAGAAGUUGAGUAAGUUUCUGGGGCUGGGGAAGAAAUGAGCUGGGGGUUUGAGGAGAAGGGCUCUUGAUGGGAAGUGAUGAAGUGGUGGUAUUUUAUGGCCUCAAUGGCGGGAAAGGGGUAUGGGAAGAUGGGUGGUGUUGAAUGUUUGCGUUGUGUGGCGCUUAGGGCGGAGUGGUGACCUCAACAGCGCCGAGUCGUUGGUAUGUAGGGAGCCAUCAAGAGAUUUUGUUUAGUGUAACAGUGUCUUCGUCGUCGUUCCACCAUAUUUGCUUUCGCUGUUAUGGGCAGCGAUGGGGACACAAUGUCCGACUGCUUAUGCUAUCACACAGAUCGAAGAGUAC
This is a messenger RNA of Parathielavia appendiculata, 2288 nucleotides long. RefSeq lists its product as uncharacterized. NCBI's taxonomy places the organism in Eukaryota, Fungi, Ascomycota, Sordariomycetes, Sordariales, Chaetomiaceae. Gene Ontology annotation, cellular component: nucleus; vesicle membrane; cytoplasm. The transcript has 2 exons. Gene Ontology annotation, biological process: intracellular protein transport. The record is from RefSeq and is a predicted model, not a curated record. The coding region runs from base 474 to 1985 and encodes 503 amino acids.